Messenger RNA from Diprion similis, 1593 nucleotides. RefSeq names its product methyltransferase-like protein 17, mitochondrial. Gene Ontology annotation, molecular function: structural constituent of ribosome; methyltransferase activity. The record is from RefSeq and is a predicted model, not a curated record. Gene Ontology annotation, cellular component: mitochondrial small ribosomal subunit. The transcript is spliced from 10 exons. The coding region runs from base 249 to 1565 and encodes 438 amino acids. Gene Ontology annotation, biological process: translation. NCBI's taxonomy places the organism in Eukaryota, Metazoa, Arthropoda, Insecta, Hymenoptera, Diprionidae.
CACCGCACACAACUCUAUCCAUAAAUCUGUGUUGGGAAGCGUGUUUCGACGGCAUUCAGAUCCGUGAUGUUUUAGGUUAUAACUAGUUAUUACUUGAAACAAACGGCGUAGUAUGCGCGAAAUCGUUUUGAAAAAUUUUUAUUAAUCAAUAAAAAGGACGGUACGACAGAGGGUCAGCGUACUGUAAUCUAAAACGAAUUCUUAACAAUGCUGCGGAGAUUUACGGCACUGGAAAAGCUACAGAAGCGAUGGGUGAGACUUCGGCGAGAGUGAUGGUGAAAAUUGACGAGACUGUGAAUAAACAAAUAGAAUCAGAUGAACUGCAUCCGAAACGACAUCCGGGAAUAAUAAAGUCAAAAGCCAUAGAAUUACCGAAAUGGGUCGAGAAAGCGAUGGUUGAAGCUGCUGCGGAUCACCCAAUGAAACCUUUGCGCCAAGCGGCUGGCGUCCUGGCUAAUUAUUUGAAUCAACGUCAUCCACCAAUGGAAAAACACGAUUUCAUUAAUAAAGUAACGGAAGUGCAAGAGUUAAUGACGAGAAAUAUCGAUCUAAGUAAACUAUCUACCAAAGAAAUAGAUGAGUUUUGGAGUCGAAAUCAGAAUAAAGUUAAAAUUAAAUUGAAACAGAAAGUUUACGCUUGGGCUCCUGUGGAAUACGAUGCUUACAAGAGUUUAUGUUACAUGCUGGCUCGUGGAGCUCAGGAAUAUUCAGUAUUACAUCGCAUAUUUAAGGAGAUACACCUGGCCGAUGAAGAAUUUCAGCCGAAAACAUUAUUUGACUUUGGAUCUGGAAUCGGCACAGUAACAUGGGUGGCGUCUCAAUUUUGGAUAAAAUCGUUGCAAGAAUAUUACUGCGUAGAUUCUUCAGGAGACAUGAAUCAAUUGGCUGAAUCCAUAAUAGCAAAUCAUCCAUCCAAGCUCAAGGAAGUUUACUUUCGGCAAUUUUUACCUUCGUCAAGUAAGAUAAAAUCAGACAUUGUCGUUUCGGCAUUUUCGUUAUUUGAACUGCCGAACGUGCAAGCCAGGCUCGAUGUAGUUUUAAAUCUUUGGAUGCGGACUAAUAAUUAUUUAGUCAUAGUAGAGCAGGGAACAAAUGCGGGAUUCAAGAUUGUGAACGAGGCCCGUGACUUUAUUUUGAAUAUGUCCAUCGAAUCCUUGGAGACUGACAAUCCAAAUCCGUUUCACGUCUUUGCACCAUGUCCCCAUGAUACGAUCUGCCCGAGAUAUAUCAUCGACACGACACCAUGUAACUUCGAAUCAUCUUAUUUUAACGCGCUGGUGGGAAAACAAACGGAAAUAAAAAAGGAACGUUUUUCGUAUGUCGUCCUGAAGAAAGGCGAGCGCCCUGCAGAUGAUCCACAGUGGCCUAGGAUUGUCAGACCAUGUUUGUUUCGUUCAAAGCAUAUCGUGUGUCGGAUGUGUACAGGGACAGGGAAACUUGAGGAGAUUGUCUUCACAGCCGCCAAGCACGGAAAACCGCUCUACAAAUGUGUCAAAAACAGCGAUUGGGGAGAUAAACUACCGCUUCAAAUCAUAAACCCAAAAGAACCGGACUCCAAUGAUUAAAUAUUAAAAUUAAAUUUUUGUAAAGCGA